CGGUGUUGGUACGAGUUGACACACACGUAUUGAGACUAGUAUGCAGGAAAAGCUAACAUAGUGACGUGGUUUCACAUAUAGAUAUGGGUUUAUGAAGUUAACCUAAGUGUUCGACUGACCUGAAUGUAAGACGCUACUUAUGGAUACAGUACAACAAAAACUAGCUUUUGCAACAAAAAAUUUUACAACCAAACUAAAAUUGGUUGUGAAAAGGGUAGUAUAUACAACCAAUUACAUUUUGGUAGCUAAAAUAUUAAAAAUUUGGUUGUCUAUUAAAGUCAAAGUAUUGAUAACCAAAUAAAAUUUGAAAAGACCAAGUAAUUUGGUAGCAAAAUAAUUUUUACUUUUUCCAACCAAAUAAUUUUGGUAGCAAAAUAAUUUUUAGUUUUUCCAACCAAAUAAUUUGGUAGCAUAUUGAUUUUUACUUUCUCCAACCAAAUAUUAUUGGUUAUGAAUUUAAGCAAGAAAUUUGAAAAUCUUAGGUAACUAAAUAAUUUGGUUGCAAAUCCAAUAAAAAAUCCAGCAACUAAAUUAUUUGGUUGUCAAUUUGUUAUAUAGGUACUAUAUCUGAUAUUAUUAAAACUUAGUGGCUGUAAUAGUAAUUAUGAAAAACAAGUGUUGUCGUUCAUUAGCUGCCAUUCAAGUGGUCGACCGGUCGGGUAAGAGACGAGGUUUUCGACUUGUCUUUCAUUAUUUGAUUCCAUCCGAGUUCUCCUCCUCUUCUUCUUCUUCCAUCUCCUCAUGUCGAUUCCAUUAGAUUUCUCCUCCUCCUCUUCUCGAUUUCAGUUCUGACUCCAGCUUCUCCUCUUCUCCCGUCUCCUCUUAAUCUGAUUCCCUAUUUUGUUUCUUUGAGGUUCGGCUACUCCAGUCUGCAGAGGAAUCACGAUUUUGAAAGCAAAUAAAGAGCUCAUCGGCUUCGUUCGAUAAUUCCUCCCUCUCUGUCGAUUCUCAUAAGGUAACAUAUCCUAGCCUAUUUCUGAUUUCUAUCUAAGCUUAACUAGUUUGAAAUUCGGUUGAAUCCUAUUUGGUCUUGGUUUCUUGGUAAAACUGGAAACGAGAUCACUUAUUCUUUUUGUAAUCAUUUUCUGAACUUAUAUAUUUUUUAUAAUUAUUUAAUAUAUUUUUUAAUUUUAAUAAAUUUGUGAAGAAAAAUUUUUAGGGCUCAUUUUAAAUUUUCGAACCGCGCCUUGGAAUAUCAUGGGACGGCCCUGCUAGUAAUUCCGUACCACUUGUAUUCAAUUUUCAAAAUUCCCUUUCAAGUCUUAUCUCUUGUAUUUGAUUCUUUAUCUAUUCUGACUUUGAGUUGAGCAACUUAUGAUUAGACCUCUAUUGAGACGCGGGAUUGAUUAGAAAUAGAAAUGGCAUUCAACUUCUCUAGAUCAUCAAACACAAGAAUUGCCAGUUACUCAAGAUAGGGGUGGACCCAGGUGACUUUGGAGUGUCUCGAGACACCUCUAAAUUUUGAAAAAAUGAUUAUCCAACUUCCGGUGUGAUAAUUUAUGUAUAGAUAAAAAAAAUUAUAAUUAAUAGUCCGGAACACUAUGAAAUUUGAAGAAAACAAUUAUCUUAAUCUCUUUUGUAGUUUGCGUAUGGGAAUAUAAAUGGUAGUUUGGGUAAUUUAAACUUGUGACACUACUAUUAUUAAUAAAUAUAAUUUUCAUUAGGCUACAACUUUUUUGUUGUUCUAUUCUAAACAUUAUGUAACAGCAAAUCAUUAUUCUCUAUCUUUAAUUAUUUUCAAAAUCUUACAAUUAAUCUAAUCACAAGCUACCCUUAAUAUGUAUUGAAUUUAUGGUUUUACGGCAAGUGUUGAAAGUGUUUUUCAACUUUGAGUUACAUCAAGACCAAAUUUAGAAGUCGAAUAUCCGUAAGUUCGUGAAUGAUUGUCUAGUAGGAUAUACCGAGACAAAAUUGUUGAGUAGUGUAUACACCAAGUGUAUUUUACAAUUUUUUCAUAAUAUGAAAAUAAAUUAUGGACUUUUUUUAACUUGUAGGAGUUGGGUAUUUUUUUAUUUAAGAAUUAUUUAGUUAUUAUUAUUAUUUUUUAUUUUACUUUAUUUUUUGAAAGAGGACACCCUUAUGUAAUUCUUGGGUCUGCCACUGACUCAAGAGAGAAAUAUCUAGUAAUCAAGUAGUAUAUCAAUUCUGGGGAGAUUACAUCUCGAGUCUAUAUUGUGUAAUCGUUACUGGAUGUGUUAAGACCGACUGAAUAACUUUGCUUAUUGAAUUAUAAUUUAGCCUAAAAUUUUAGGAAUUCUCGUAAAGAAACUUAUCGUUUGAAGGUUGGGAUUGUCCAAAUUAAUGUAUUUAAUCUAUUUGUGUAAUGUGAUUUGAUGUAUUGAUGAAGUGUAUGAAUUUGAAAAAUACCUUGUUUGGUGGUUUAGAUUGUGUUAAGCUAUAAAUAAAAAAGUAGAGGGUAGACAAUUCAUUGUUCACAAUCUCACCUUUUGGUAGAGAUUGAUAAUCACUCAUUUUGAAUGAUUGUAGGUAGGGCUGGAAGUUUGGUACCGAUAUUUGGGAUAACCGAAUACCGUACCGAAUUUGUCUAUAUUUGGUAUUACCGAAUACACGUAUUAUUUUGUGGGAUUGGGAUUGAAUUUUAAUUGUUAUUCGGUAUUAGGGAUUACGGGAUUAGGAUCGGUAUAUACCGAAAUACCGAUCAAUACCGAAAUAUAAGCUAGUGUGUAUUUUAUCCUCUCAACUAGACUCUCUCAUUCAAUACUACGCGACCCUCAACCACCAAAAGUGUCAUUUAAUUAUACAUAGAUCAUUACAUCACUAUUUCACACUAGUAUUAGUCGUCUCUCAACCUCAAAUUCGUCAAAUUAAAGAUUACCAAUUACAAGAACUUGAGAUGUUAGUUCUAGGCAACUCAAGACUAUUUACUUAGUCUCUUUGCCCUAAAUUAAACAAUAAAAUCUAAUUUAUAUAUUUAAUUAUUAAUUGCAAAGGUAAUUAAUUAUGUAUUCGAUAAUACCGAUUGGGAUACCGAUGUACCGAUUGGGAUACCGAAAUUAUUUAGGGAUCGGGAUCGGGAUUGGGAUUGGGAUUGGGAUUGGGAUACCGAAAUUAUUUAGGGAUUGGGAUUGGUUUUAGGGUGUAAUUCGAUAUUCGGGAUUUCGGUAUUUGGUAUUGGGAUACCGAUAACGUACCGACUUUGCCAUUCACUCAAGAGAGAAAUAUCUAGUAAUCAAGUAGUAUAUCAAUUCUGGGGAGAUUACAUCUGGAGUCUAUAUUGUGUAAUCUUCAUUCGUUACUGGAUGUGUUAAGACCGACUGAAUAACUUUGCUUAUUGAAUUAAAAUUUUGCCUAAAAUUUUAGGAAUUCUCGUAAAGAAACUUAUCGUUUGAAGGUUGCGAUUGUCCAAAUUAAUGUAUUUAAUCCAUUUGUGUAUUUUGAUUUAAUAUAUUGAUGAAAUGUAUGAAUUUGAAUAAUACCUUGUUUGGUGGUUUAGAUUGUGUUAAGCUAUAAAUAAAAAAGUAGAGGAUAGACAAUUCAUUGUUCACAAUCUCACCUUUUGGUAGAGAUUGAUAAUCACUCAUUUUGAAUGAUUGUAGGUGGCCCAGAAAAAGGUAAUGCAUGUAUUCUCUGUCACAAAUUUAACCAAAAAAUACUUAAUCUUAAUCAUCUAAAUACAUUACUUCAAAUCCCAACCAAAAAACAACGAAUUAAUCUUAAUAUAACCUGUAUUGACUUAAUCUAAUUAAUCGCUCCUACCUGAAAGAACUUUUCAAGUUGCCUUUCUUGCUUUUCUAUUUACCUUGAAGUGCUUUGUCUCUUUUGUUUUCAACUGUUUGAAUCAACUGACUGAAUAAUUAAUUAAGAGAAGAUGAUUAAGAAGAGAUACAGAAAAAGGUAAUGCAUGUAUUCUCUGUCACAAAUUUAACCCAAAAAAACUUAAUCUUAAUUAUCUAAAUACAUUACUUCAAAUCCCAACCUAAAAAAACAACGAAUUAAUCUUAAUAUAACCUGUAUUGACUUAAUCUAAUUAAUCGCUCCUACCUGAAAAAACUUUUCAAGUUGCCUUUCUUGCUUUUCUAUUUACCUUGAAAUGCUUUGUCUCUUUUGUUUUCAACUGUUUGAAUCAACUAACUGAAUAAUUAAUUAAGAGAAGAUUAAGAAGAGAUACAGUCGAAAAGCCAACACAUGGCGUAUUGUGGUUGUAACUCGAGAAAAGUUAUAGCCACCCGAUGGCUUGACUCAAUCACGUAAACGAAAAAUUAUGAUAAAAAUUCCAAACAAAGUUAAGGUAGGCAUCACUUUAGUGUAUGCAUUAAUUCGAGUUAAUAGAAAGUUACAAACAGCUUAGCACUUGCGAGUAUUAUAUUACAUAACGUGGAUAAUGCUUAGUCCACAAUACUGACAAAAACGGUUUUGCUACUGGUUGACCUUUAUCACAUUAGUGCUCAAAAGUCAAACUAGACAAGUUUGAAGUUACUUCCUUUUUUUUACAUGAAUGGCCGGUUAGUUGUUCCCCUAAUCACCUUUUGCUCUUAUCUAUUGGCAAGACACAAAUUGAGGGGUUAACAAAUUUAAACUUCUAGGAUCUUGAGUCAUGAUAGUUAGUAGGGGUGGAGUACGGUCGGUUUCGGUUUAACCGAAAACUCGGUUAUCGGUUAGCCAAAACACGACCAAAAGGCCACCGACAACCGACUAAAGAGAAGCUCGACCAACCGACCAGUAAGUUUCCAAUUUUUGACUCAGUUAGGUGAGCGACCGAAAAUUCCAGAUGAGUCUGAAACCAAAGAAAGCAAAACCCAUCAUUCUUCGACCUCUUCUUUUUACAUAUAAGUCUGAAAAUUCCAAAGAAAGCAAAACCCAGAAAACGACAUCCUCCCAAAAGCUCCAUCCAACGGAUCAUACCCCAUCCCUAGAAUCCCAAAGUCAAGCCCAAUCCAGAUCCCCAAUUGCAGAACCCCAAUCCCAAUCUCACCGACGAUAUUUAAUUAAGAACUCGAGCUCGAAACUCCGACGUACUCGUACAUCCGGCGUACCUCCGACAUCUUCGCCAAUGCGAUCCGUCCUCCCUACUUCAACCUCCUUUUUCCACAACUCCAAUAGCGCUCAACGACCUCAUGUGGAGUUUAAUCGUCGCCGACUCGAUUUCGUCUCCCGAUUCAAAAGGCUUUCUGGAUUUUGUUGCUCUGUUCUCGCCUUCUCUGUUCAGAGGCUUCUCGGUGCCUUGUUGGCUUCUCGCAGGAAGACGAGGCGGAGGCCGAAGCGGGCGACAGUAGGGCUGUUAAUGAACCAGGCCGCUCAUGAAAGGUUCGACGUCAGACUCAAGAAAAGCUCGUUCGAGACUUGAUUCUUCUUAAUCGAGCCGACUUGCGAACAAGCUCGUUAACUAAACGAGUUGAACUCGAGCAAUACCAUGUUCAGCUCGAAAGCUCGCAAACAAGCUCAUUUAACGGUUUGGCAUUAGAAAGGAUUGAAAUUCAUAGAUUUUAUGUAUUGAAAUUUGGAUAAAUAUUGUGUUUUCUUUUGCUAGACUUUGCUGCAGAUUUGAAUGUGAUUUUGUGCUCAGUUCUAACUCAAUUUUGAGCUAUAAUGAACAUUUUAUGUGUUAAACUCGAUUUUGGGCUCGUUAAGCUUAUUUGGUGAGUCGGGCUCAAUUCAAGCUCAAACUUUCAUUUUCAUAAACGAGGCGAGAUCAAGCUUGCAUAUUAAAGCUAAUGACGAACUCGAGCCAAGCGCGAUUCCGGAAAUAUAUUAACGGGCCGAGCGCGAGUCCGGAAUUAUAUUAACGAGCCAAGCCCGAGCUAUGGAAAAGUUCGGCUCGACGCAUUAACAAACCAAGGCAACAGAGGUCGGGAUGUAGAGAUCGGGGACGGAGGCGGGGGAUGAAGGCGGAGGACGGGAGCGGCCGAGCGGUGGGGGAGGCUGGGAGAAGGGACGAAGUCGACGAACGCUGGAAGAAGGGACUAGGGUUUUUAGUUUGGGGGAUCAGAGAGUGCCACUAUUUUGGGGGAUGGGAGAGCGCCGGUAGUUAGCCUCUGUUAGUUACUCGGCUAACCAACGCUUCUCCUUUCACUCCCGACAACUGACUAAUGUCCUAGGAAAAUUGGUUACCGGUUAUCCGAUAAGCAGCGGUUAUCGAUUAUAACUGCGGUCAUUGGAGAAUCGGUAACUGAUUUGCCAUCCCUAAUAGUUAGGGAGGGACUUCAACAGUGAAUGCACCCAUUAAAUAUUUUGGAUAACGAUUUAUAAACGCCUACGCCGUCCAAUCAUUUUCAAAGAAUAUGAAAACAAGGGUGUUUGAUGAGAAUGCAAUCUAAGUGAUAGCACCAUUUUUGCACAUUUUCACCCUUGUUUCUUUACUAUUUUGGCUCGACUUUGUGGUGCCUUGGCCUAUUUUACGCUAGGUUGUGUUAUUUUAUCAUAUUUCAGGUCCUAGUGAGUAUAGUGAGGCAUAGUUACAAGUUUCGAGUCAAUCGAAGGUCGGUUGGUCACUCAAAAGCCUCUCAAAAGUGGAUCUGAGAAAGAAACACGGUCAACCUUCCCUAAAAGCACAGUCGUGCUUCACUUAGCAGCCUGCCAGUGCUUUUUAUGCCGAGCCUGGUGACGAUCCUGGAGCUAAACACAGGUGGGAUUCCACAAGAACACGACCGUGUUUUUCCAACACCUCGACCGUGCUUUUAAGUGCGAGCGUGGCUUGUGAAGACAGUCGAAGGGAUGCAAAGCACAGUUGCAUUUCUUAAAGCACCGCCGGUGUUUUACUAAAAUACGGUCGUGUAAUUGUCCGCCCGUGCUUUACCUUGUAUCGGGUUAAACUGAUAGAUUUGAGCCAAGGGAGAGGGAUUCGACUUUUUGGAGAAAAAAACAGAGUUCUAGAGAGAGAAAGUGACGAAGAACAAACCCUAAGAGCUAUUUGGAAUGGAUUUCUCACCAUUGAAGCCCAGAUUGCGUCUCCGAGAGUGAAGAUUGACAUUCCAGAGCAGAUUAUUCCCAUCUUUAUGAGUAUGAUUACUUUGAUUUCUGUUUUCCUCUCUCUCUCUCUCUCUCUCUGUCUCUAUGGAGUAAACCUCUCUCUCACUUGGGUAUGAAGAACCCUAGUUCCAUGUGGUAGGAAUCUUUCAUGUAAUGACUUUUGGGAUGUUAUAUUGGAUGAUUUUAAUCGAUUGAGGCAUAUUUAUUGAGUGAAUUGAAUCAUGAUAAAGUUUUCUUGACUUCUGCUUUAGGUUAUAAGAGCUUCUUUAAUUGAUAGUAGUGAAUUGAUUGUACGUGAGUCAGUCAAUUCACUGCUUUGUACUGGAGUUCGUUCCAAGUAGAGACGAUCUGUGUGAAUCGCCUUAACAGUCUAUAUCGGUGAAGGCUAUUCGCCUGUCGGGUAUUCUGUCGAGAGAGAUCGGUUAGUAUAAGAGAUUUCAAGCUAUUUUCGGAUCUUCCGCAGUCUAAUCGAGAGUAAAACAACCAAAGGGAAUUACAACUUGAACCUAACUGAGGAGCUAGGGGGGCUCAAUUCCGAGUGACUCUUCUCUUGUUUAAGUAACCGAACAACUUGCUGAUUUCUUUCUGUUUUAGUUUAAAUUCACCUACACUCAACCUUUCCCGCUAGAUAAUAGAUAAGCACGGAGUAGGAAGUACAUCUAUACCCUUGGUUGACUUUUAUUACUUGUCCCACUAUAUUACUUUCCUUCUGGCGAGUUGGAGAUGAUCUUGUUGUGGCCUAGUGAGUUGGGGUUGAGAUUCACUUGGCUUGAGGUGUUUUCUCGUGGCCUACCUUACUUCGCUGAGUCUAAAUCACACUGACAAGCCCAAGUCUCGAAGCCUCCUUAGAUAUGCCACCCCGCCUUGAUGAGAGCCUCACUGCUGAGGCUACAUGGAUAGCCUAACUUACUAAGGCUCCACACUAAGUUUUUAAGUACUAUGCUUCAUGGUUGGCAACCUCACCUGCCAAUGCUCCAUGCAAUCUUAGAUGACUAGGUGUUGUUAUGACAUAAAAUUUGUUUUCUGUCAUCGACUAAAAGUCAAGAGGUUUCGCUACGAAUCCAAAAAGAUGCAUAUAUAAUCCUUCUCACCCCUUUGUAAUUUAUAACUCCUAAUGAAACUAAUCUCUCAUGUCAUUGGAUGAGCUAACACACAUUGAUCUUGCUUUGUUGAUUACCCAUUCCUCAUGACACUAGGUGACACUAGGGGCUCGUUUGCGUCGUGGAUUUGAAAAAUGAAGGUUUUGGUAUAACGUGGGUUUUGAAAAACCAUGGAUAUAUGAGGGUUUUAGGUUCAUUAUGGAUUUGAUAAACACCAUUGUUUGUUUGAUGGAUUUCAUGAUGUUUUUUGUUAAUUAAAUUUGUAUGUAUGAAGUGUAAUUUACCUUUAUUUCCCUCAAUGAUACAAGAAGAGAAAGCAAAUACGAAGGGUAGGUUGGUAAAAAAUGAUAGACUUCAAAGUCAUAAUCAAUUCCCACCUAAAUAGGUGGAACAUUCAAAUUCGUGGGGUCCACAGAUUUGGUCCCUUAAAGUUUGUGGGACCCACAUAUUUGUUUCCUCUAAAUGCAUGAAGCAAACAAUAGAGAUUUUGGACAAAGUCUAUGAUGGAUCUUAAUCCCUCACCAAAUCCAUCAAGCAAACAAGCCCUAGGUUCCAUGGUAUCCUCACCUUCCAAGACUCAAUGCUUAAGCCCUAUUUACUUUUAUUUUUAUUUUCUGUGAUUUUGGCAACAUAAAAUGGAACCCGAUGA
This is a messenger RNA of Linum trigynum, 8676 nucleotides long. The record is from the annotation of a GenBank genome assembly. Lineage: Eukaryota; Viridiplantae; Streptophyta; Magnoliopsida; Malpighiales; Linaceae.